This is a messenger RNA of Pezoporus occidentalis (night parrot), 1383 nucleotides long. RefSeq names its product epithelial discoidin domain-containing receptor 1-like. The record is from RefSeq and is a predicted model, not a curated record. The transcript has 9 exons. The annotation marks the transcript as partial. Lineage: Eukaryota; Metazoa; Chordata; Aves; Psittaciformes; Psittacidae.
GUGAUCGGGGGCAACGAGGACCCCGAGGGGGUGGUGCUGAAGGACCUGGCCCCGCCCCCCGUGGCCCGCGCCCUCCGCAUCUACCCCCGCGCCCCACGGGCCAUGAGCGUCUGCCUGCGCCUCGAGCUCUAUGGGUGCCCCUGGGAGGGAGGCCUCGUGUCCUACACGGCUCCCCAUGGCCAAGUGAUGCUCCUGGACCCGGCGCCCGUUGUCCUCAACGACUCCACCUACGAUGGAUACAGCCUUGGCCCGCUGCAGUUUGGGGGCCUGGGCCAAUUGGCCGAUGGGAUCUUGGGCCUGGAUGACUUCACGCGGAGCCGGGAGCGACGCCUGUGGCCGGGCUACGACUACGUGGGGUGGCGCCGACCCCCGGGGCCUCAGCCCCACGUGGAGCUGGAGUUCGAGUUCGAGGCCCUCCGGAGCUUCCGAGCCAUGCAGGUCCACUGCAACAACAUGCACAGCCAUGGGGUGAGCAUCUUCCAGGAGGUGGAGUGUCUCUUUAAGAAGACCUUGGCCACAGCUUGGGAGCCCACCCCGGUCACCCAUAGCUUGGCUGGGAGCAUGAAGGACCCCAGCGCCCGCCCCAUCACGGUGCCACUUGGGGGGCGCCAGGCCCGCUUCAUCCAGUGCCACUUCUUCUUCAGUGGGGAGUGGAUGCUCUUCAGUGAGGUCACCUUCUUCUCAGACGUGGUGGAGGAGAUCGUGGGGUCCAGUGGGUGGCCUCCAGCCACCCCCCCUGACCCCUCCGUGGGGGUCAUGGCCAUCCAGGAGGACCAAUGGCGUGGGGACGUGGCCACCAACGUCACAACCCCAGCCCCAACGGACCCCGAUGGAGGCCAACCAAUAGGCAAAGCCGACCACAGCCCCACGUCCAUCCUGAUUGGCUGCUUGGUGGCCAUCAUCCUGCUCCUAUUGGGUGUCAUCUUCCUCAUCCUCUGGCGCCAGUACUGGAAGAUCUUGGGCAAGGCGCGGCCGUCGGCGGGCGAGCUGCGGGUGCAGCUCUCGGGGCCCGGGGACACCAUCGUCAUGAACCCCGCGGCGGCGGCGGCGCGCCGGCCCCCCCGCUACGAGAGGAUCCCCCCCGGAGAGGGGGAGUACCAGGAGCCAACGGGGGGACACGCUCCCUUCACCAACCCAGGCUACCGCCUCCUCCUGGCCACCUACGCCCAGCCAAUGGGAGGGCUCGCUCGGACCCCCCCGGACGGGGCCAAGCCAAUCAACACCGACGCCCCGGAGGGCGGGGCCGAGGCCUACGCCGAAGCUGACGUCAUCGGAGGCUCCGCCCACCCCGCUUCCGGCCACGCCCCUUGCCCCGCCCUCCCGACCUUCCCACGCCAGCGCCUGCGCUUCCGGCAGAAGCUGGGGGAGGGGCAGUUCGGAGAG